Molecule: messenger RNA, 5263 nt
Organism: Danaus plexippus (monarch butterfly)
Lineage: Eukaryota; Metazoa; Arthropoda; Insecta; Lepidoptera; Nymphalidae
Exons: 15
Coding region: 267-3377 (1036 amino acids)
Source: RefSeq, a predicted model, not a curated record
UGUUUCAUUUGUAAUCUCAGAGAUCUUGCUUUGUGUUAACAUUAUAAUUAACGCAGGAUGUGAUUGAACCUUAUUUGCAUUUUUCUAUCAAACAUAUGUGGAUAAACACAUAUAUAUGCGAAUGACUACAAAACUGGGGCUAAAAAUAAACAAUUGCCCAAAUUUACACUGACCUUGAAAUGCAGCAACAGCUGUCAAAUGUUAAAUGAACUUAACCAAGUCACGGAAAGAUGAAUUAAAAACAAUUAGUGAUUUAAUUUAUCGACAUGAGGAACGUUGAACCUGUGUUAGAAGAUAAAAUGGACGAAGCUGUCACUCAUUAUAUAAAUUCACAUCAACCACCUGAGUCAGUACAUAUAGAUGCAAAUUCAAUGGCUCUCAAUGUGCAUGAUGAUUCCACUGGCAGAGUGGUUACUGUUAUGCACCCCCAUAAUUUUACGACUCAAAUGUGCAGACAAGUAUCAGUAGGUGACCAAGUUGGAGAAGGACCAUGGGUAGAGGAAUUCCUAGAUCCUGAAGGUAGACUAGCAGCUAUAGUGGCACAUCUAGCACAACACUCUAGGACGCAGCAUCAUUUGCAUAAAGUUCCUGUUAGGAGUGAUCUGGAUUCUUCAGUAAUUUUAGAUGCACCAAUGAGACUUUUCAACGGUCAAACAUUGCAGGAACCACACUCUGAACCCAUUGUAGUACAAGUUCCACCUCUGCCUCCAUUACCACCAUUACAAGAGAUGAAGAGAUGUCCGGAAGCGGACUGGUUUAAUAAAGACAAAAAUGAGCUUAAGGAACAGCAACUCCUUUCACAGGAUACUGUUCUGGAGUCCAGCGGAUCUCCAGCACAUAAGCAGAGUAAAAAGAGCCUGCCUCAUAAGAAGAGGAUCUCACGGAAACUAAAGCGAACCACCAAUAGCACUCCGCAGCAGGAUAUAGUAGUGAUCAAUUGUGGAUCUGAGGUUCCACAAGAAGAAAUUCUACCAGAUAGUUUCUCACACGCUCACGAAUCCCACGAUACCAAUAACGGACACGACGCCCAUGGAGCUCACGAUGCCCACGAUCCCCAUAAUCCUCACAAUACUCACAAUCUCCACAACCCCCACCAUCCUCACAAUCCUCAUAACCCCCAUAAUGCACACAAUCCUCAUGAUCCCCAUGAUCCUCAUGACACUGUUUUGCCUGAAACCCAUCAUAUUGGACAGGAGAUACGGUCGCCCCUGAUUUGUCAACUUUGCGGCGAAUACUACGGUCACGAACAGCUGAAGUUCUACCAUCAUCUCAAACAGCAUUACGAGCCACAGCUCGUGUUAGACACUCCCGACCUACCAAUUGACAAGAUGACAAAUACGUGUAUAGACAAUGUGGCAACUCUUCCGGAUUCGAUAGUGGAACUAUCACUAGAAAAUACAGUACCAAGGAUAAUAUACCCUCCGCAGGACAAAACAUUUUGCAGCUAUAAGAUUCCGUUUACUUCAACUAAUAUGGAAAAGGAACAGGAACAGGGAAGAGUUGAUUUAUUUGAUUCAUUGGACAAACUGGAAAUGUAUUUCUGCACAAAGUGUAAUAAAUCAUUCAGGAAGCAGAAACAAUGUGAGAUCCAUAUAAAAGAAGCUCAUCUGAAUCAGAAGAUGGAUGAUAUAUCCGAGUUCAGUGACCCUGAGGAUCUCAUGGAGGGCAUACAUGUGGCGGUAGAAGAGGGAGGAGGAGAGGGGGAAGGCGGUGGAGACUGUAGCAGUGAGCAGUACGACCAGGCUCUACUACCGCAUCUGACAGUAGAAAACGGACACGUACAUCAAGAACAUGUUAGACACUGGUAUAUGAGGAAUGGGUCAAACAGUUCGGUGCCACUUUGCACAUGUGGCGGUGCGGGUUACUGUGCUAUGUGCACUCAUGCACACACGCCCACCAUUCAACCCACACAGACGAUACACACACAGACCAUACAUACCCAGAGCUCUGACAUGCCCUUGCCCAGUGUGACCAGUGUCAGCCACGUGACAACCAGCCACGUGACCAAUGUCAAUCAUGUGACCAGCGUCACUCACACCAGCAAUGUUAACGUCAGUCAGAAUGUAGCAGUCAGUCAGAGGACGGAAAAAGAUGAGUCGCUACAGAGGAUGUUCGAAACUGAGAAUCACAGUCAGGAAAACUUCACAGAGAACAUUCUAGAACAACAGGAGCUGAACAUCAAAGUUGAACAGCCAGUAGAAGUUAAACAGGAGAAGAAAAAGCCCACUAAGACCUUCGAGUGUUCGCAUUGUGAUAGAGUGUUCCAUCAUAGAAACAGCCUGUUCUAUCACACGUUGAUGCAUAGCGAGAAGCAACAAGUCUGUAGAGAGUGUGGGAAGGAAUUUUACACCGUCAAUGCUCUUAAGAUCCACAAGCGAGUUCACAGUGACUACCGGCCUUGUAAGUGUGACGAGUGCGGAAGAGAUUUCAGGCAGUGGUCAGAUCUGAAGUACCACAAGGCAUCCAUACACUCCGAUAAGAAAAACUUCAAAUGCGAAUUCUGUGGUAAGGAGUUUGCUCGGCGCUAUUCUCUUAACGUACACAGACGUAUACACACCGGCGAGAGGAACUACAAGUGCGAGUACUGCAACAAGUCUUUUAGGGCCUCGUCCUACAGGCUGAUUCAUAUGAGGACACACACUGGUACUAAGCCCUAUAAAUGUACACAAUGUGAGAAAUGUUUCCGUGUGGCUUACGAUCUGCGACGACACAUGCUGAUACACGACAAAGUAAGAGUCCGAGGUGAGGAACAAAAGAAUAAAACAAAGGAAAAGAAACAGAACGACACUAAGGAAGAAACGAAGGAAACAAAGGCCGCUAAGGCAGACGAGAAGAAGGAAACAAAGCUACCAAUAUUAAAAAGUCUGCUAGAUAAGAAACAAACUAAACCACCAAAGAAAUCACCUAAAAAGGCACCAAAUGUAACAGUUCAGAGUAGAUCCAACGAACAAUUUAAAAUGGACCCAGAUUAUAACAACGAAGUGUUCGACACGAGACAGGAACAGUAUAAAUUUAAAGUGUACUCAAAUGAAUUUAAACAAAAAGACUAUAUAGAAGAAGUCAGACUAGAGGGAAGGUCAGAGGACAGAGAACUGGCAACACUAAGGACAUUGAAAAAUCAGGAAUGUGAAAAUAUUGAGACGAACAAGCUGCCUUAUAGAGAAAACACUGACGGGAAGAUGCAGGUUUACACACAAAUAGAAAAAACAAAGGAAUAUAGUGGACCUAUAGUUACCAAUGCAGUAUCAUUAAGUGAUAUGAGGAGUUUAGACCGUGAGUCCAGGGACAUGAGGAACGAGGUUCACGGUGAGACCAUUGACAGUGCACUCCUGGAGCGUUUGUCUGCUUAUUAUAAUAAUAACAUUCCGGCCGUAUGAAAAUUAUGGUGGAAAACUCGGUACCUGCCAGACAAACAGACUAUGUAGUGACAUUUAUUAGGUACUAAUGACAUGAACAUUGGUUAUCAGUGUAGGUUAGGGAUGUGUUGAAUAUGUAAUGCAACUGUGUGGGUGGAUAUCAGCGAGGUGAUUGUAUAUAAAAUAAAAUAAUUAAUAAUUUACUAUUAGUAAUUAUGGAAUGUUACUUUGAAGUAUAAGGACCCUGUGAGUGUUAUUAUAUAAUCUAUAGCGUUUUAAUGUAAUGCAUCUGUGAUAGCGUUACUUAGUGAGGCCAAAAACUUAUCUGUAAAGAUGAAUUUGGAUGUAAAAAUUAUGUUUAUUUAUACUAUGUAGUAAGGUUAUCACAAUUUAAUAUAGAUGUUUGCGAGAUUUAAACAUUAAUAAGAAUUAAUUUGAUCCUAUUUUUUAGUUUUGGGCUUUCUCAAAACCCAUGUAAUUGAUAUUAAAGUAUCAGGAAAAACGUGUAACUUUCUCUCGUUACAAACGUUUUUUGAUGUCUAAUAAAAUAUCAUCCCGGUUAAAACAUUGUUAUAUAUAAAGAAUAGUAAUUUAUGUAUGUCUAGGAGAUUUAGUCCAAAUAUAACUACAUAUAUUAACUUUUCAGCCCUCAUUAUAAUACCCGCACUAAUUAAAGAGCACUUAUCGGAAUUAAUUAGCUAUCGCACUAAUUUAUGAUAUGACUGGUGAUCUACACACGAGAAGAAUAAUCACUUGAAUAUUGAAUAAAAUAACAUUAUAACAACAGUAGAUACUUUUGUAAAUAUUUUGAAAAUACAUAAAAUGUUAGACCCAGUUUAACCAAUCUCUGUUUGUUAAAUCUAAACAAGGCAUUUACUAACGAACCUUCAAAAAUAUAGUUGUCUGUUAAAAAAUUUACGUCCCACUAAGAAAAUGAACAAGGCAUUAUUAAAUGACACGUUGAAUGACCGGCUACCAGAUUAUUCGUUCUUGUUAUAAUACGACCAAAAUGAAGUAAUCACGUUUAAUAUGGCGUGUUUGUUGCGAUGCGCCACUUUGUCCCUUGAUCGUAUAUCUCCCUUGAUACGUCACUUGUUAGCCAAUGCGACCAAAUUUUAUAUAUCGUUGAUUGCAUAGAUUUUUCAUACAAACAGCUUUCUUUUCAGUUUCCUAGGUGUAACCUGUCAAAAUCGUGUUGUCGAUAAAUUGCGUUAUAUAUUUUUGUUUUAUAAAUUGCGUUCAAGUUAUAAGAGAUGAAAGGAGAACUUAAUUUACAACGUCAUAGAAAAGCCGGAGGCAAAAUUUUUCAUCACAUGAAAAAGAAAUUUUAAUUCACCUUAUUAAUAAACACAAGGAUAUAGUCGAAACUGACAAAACAGAUGCCGUUGCUAUGGCUACAAAAAACCAGGGGUGCGAUUGGACAUUUGAAUUAUGACUAUACAAUAGAUUAACAGUCCGUUAGCCAUUUGACGGACCUCUAGAGCAGUAAUUAAUAUUAAUGUCUUGCUAAGACAUUUAAACAGACAUUAUUGCGUGGUGGGACGCUCGAUACAUUUAACAGAUCAUCAAACGCUUUAACAAGCGCAUUUAUUUAACAUUGAUUGGUGGAGCUGGGUGUUAAUCUUCUAAACUUUAUUCGUGUCCUAUUAAGCGUAGGUUAGAUAAAAUGGACUUAAGAUAAAUCUACUCUGUGGGUGGUAAAGACACCCAUUCAUGUGUACCUACCCUCAAAAUCUCGCAAGCAAAUUGCCUAACUUAGAAAUCUUGUUUCAUAAUAAUACGAAACCACCGUAAUUGUAUAUAUUAUGUAGAUAUGUGUAUAGCCGCAUACUUACUUAUUUAACUUUUUCUAUAUAUAAUCUAUGUUCGAACAAUAUUAGCACAGUAUAAUAAAGACUACUGCCAUU